This is a messenger RNA of Pollicipes pollicipes, 1675 nucleotides long. RefSeq lists its product as uncharacterized. The coding region runs from base 233 to 1036 and encodes 267 amino acids. The record is from RefSeq and is a predicted model, not a curated record. The transcript is spliced from 3 exons. NCBI's taxonomy places the organism in Eukaryota, Metazoa, Arthropoda, Thecostraca, Pollicipedomorpha, Pollicipedidae.
AUAGCUAUAAGUGAGCUUGUUUUAUCGUACCUGAUGCUUGUUUCAUCAUCUGCAAAUGUGGAGCAUAACCUUUCACUCGCUGUAUAUUGCGCAAUUUCAUGCAAGACAUUACGAGUAAUAACUACUGCCGCCAAACAAGCGAAAUACUGUCAUACAUUGAGCAUGUCAGACUUCACAUGACAUGGUGGUUUCCAAUCCGACCAGAGCUUGAUUGGAUUGCCUGUCGGCUGCCAUGACAACAAUCUCCAGCAAACGACACCGUGAGCUUAGAACCAAUCACACACAAUCUCUCGCCGCUUCCCAGAGCGCUCGGUCGGCGCCCGGUGUCUCUGGCAUGGCGCUCUCCCAGCCGAUGAGUCCGUGGGCGCGCCACAACCGCCGCCGCGCGCCGCCCUCGCCGCCGCUGGCAGCCGGCUCCUACCAGGACUGCUGCUGCUACGAGUGUGACUACGGUGGCGUCGGGCCGCCGGCAGUCCGGCCCGACUCGCCAGGCGACAACGGCAGCAACUGCGGGGAUGCCUGCAGCUGCGACUACGGCCAGUGGCCGGCGCCGGCGGCACCGCGACGGCCCGCCUCGCGCCGCUCGGCCGUCUCCGGCGGCUCCUCGGCCGUUGACCGCGCCACGCAGUCGUCUCCCGUCUCGCCUGGCACGGAGCCAGAGCGAGGCUAUCGCCGUCUGGCAGCGCCGCGCGCCGCUGAAGAGACCUCCAUCAGCGACAGCAGCUCGUCACUGUACGCCGAGACCGAUCUGAACGAAGUCACGCGCCUUGCCGACGAGCUGGCCGGCGCCAGCGCCGGCGGACGGACGCAGCAGGCAGCGGCGGUCGGCGGCCGGCCGGCUGCCAGCCGCACCCACUCACUGUGCAGUGCCGACUCCGCGUACUGCACACCCGGCCCCAGCCGACACAGCUUCACCAACGGCGACCGCGCGGACCGCAACUCGUCCGACACGCCCAUGGAUAACAGAGUGGUCAAACCCGCUCGACGCCGCCGCAGCAGCGACGGCGUGGAGAGGCCCGAGUAUGCUGGGAUGUAGGCGGGACAUAGGACGUCUGGUUAGCCUGCUGCUGUGUGUGUACAGCACCCACACGAAAACCGGCAAACGGGAUUCAAUUGUGAAUUAUCCGAAGCAGACUUGUGGCAGACGGCACGUGCCAUCUUAUGCUGGCUCCUGUGUUUUUACUAAGUCACUUGCUCGCUGUCAAGGCAUGCUAGAAAAAGCUGCGGGCAGUAACAGUCGCUAAUAUCACGAGAACCGUCAAAAUAUCACCAGAACAUAUCGACACGACCUGCUGACGGGUACUGUCGCAUCCUCUCGGCCGGUGGACGGGUGCACAUCAGAACCGCAUGUCGACUGGAAUGCUGACAUAACCUGUCCCCUGUAUACUAGCGCCCCUACCGGACAUAUCUGUCAACGCCUGCUAGCGUGUCGUACGUGUCGUUUCUGUGUUCGCAAUACCGUUGUGAUAUACCACUGGCAAAGUUGAUUCGUGCGCCCCUGCCCUUCCCCUCCCCAAGUUAUCAUAGGCUGUUCAGUUGACACCGAAGCGAGGUGAUGCAAAGCUGCAGGUACUGGGACUCGCGUUUUGUAACUAUGGCAAUCGUUGUGUACAAUAACGCACUUGAGCGGAAGGCCGACUUGUGACUACAAUGCUUCUGCCAAAAUGCACUUGCU